AUGGCACCACCACCACGUAUCAUCCUCUUCACCUAUGACAUCUCAGUCUUUGGGAGGAAAGUGGAUUGGUACAUGACAUUAUGCCGCCUGGAUUACUUCCAGUGCAUCGUGCUCAACCGGCUCCCGCGUCCCGUGCUGGAAAAGCUGGGGAUCCAGUACCGCCGCAUCCCCAUCCUCGCCAUCAACCGCGACAUCUACUGCGACACGCGCGUCAUCCUCGACAAGCUCGAGGCGUUGUUCCCGGCGUCGCGCAUCGGGGGCAAGACGCCCUUUGAGAGGGGGCUGGACCACCUGUUUGAGACGUGGGCCAUCGAUGCAGGUCCCUUUGGCCGCACGGCCGGGUUGAUCCCGCCGACGUCGGACGUGAUGUUGGACGAGGAGUGGCUCAAGGACCGCGCCGCCAUGUCCGGGCGCAAGUUUGACAGGGAGACGAUGAGGCAGGGUCGCCCCGAGGCCCUGGCCCACGCGCGCAUGUACUUCACCCUGAUGGAGACGGAGCUGCUGGCCGACGGGCGCGCGUUCCUCCUCGACACGCCCGAGCCCACCCUCGCCGACAUCCACGCCAUCUGGACCUUCGACUGGACCCUUCAGGAGAAGAUGCGCAUGUACGAGUGCCUGGAGAAGGACGUCAUCAACCCGACCCUGUUCCCCAAGACGUUUGCCUACGUCGACCGCUUCCGCAAGGUCAUCGCCGACAAGUCCCGCCCCAGCGUGCCCGCAGCCGUGUCCAGCGACGAGGCCAUCGACCUCAUCCUGACCUCGGACUUCUUCGAGCCCGAAGGCACCGUCGACCCGCUCGACCCGCUGAAAUUAAAAAAGGGGCAGUUGGUCGAGGUCUUCCCCGUCGACUCGGGCUUCACGCACCACGACAAGGGCGAGUUGGUCUCGAUCGGUGUCAAUGAGGUCGUGAUUGCGAGUACCCCCAAGGUAGGCGAGGGGCGACUGAGAUUGCAUUUUCCCAGAGUCAACUUUCGAAUCCUGCCCCUGGCGGAAUCGAAGAUAUAG
Molecule: messenger RNA, 1005 nt
Organism: Fonsecaea monophora
Lineage: Eukaryota; Fungi; Ascomycota; Eurotiomycetes; Chaetothyriales; Herpotrichiellaceae
Exons: 1
Coding region: 1-1005 (334 amino acids)
Source: RefSeq, a predicted model, not a curated record